Molecule: messenger RNA, 975 nt
Organism: Anneissia japonica
Lineage: Eukaryota; Metazoa; Echinodermata; Crinoidea; Comatulida; Comatulidae
Exons: 1
Coding region: 1-975 (324 amino acids)
Biological process (GO): DNA integration
Molecular function (GO): nucleic acid binding
Source: RefSeq, a predicted model, not a curated record
AUGAUUAUCUAUUGGCCAGGAAUUGACACCGAUAUUGAGGCAUGCAUCAAUGAUUGUCAGUUCUGUCAAGAUCAUCUUCCAAUGAACUCAAAGGAACCAUUGAUCCAAAAAUUGAAGCCAAGCAGGCCAUUCCAAGAGCUUGCUGCAGACUUUGCACACCUUAACGGUCAAAACUACUUAAUAUUAGUGUGCUGCCUCACUGAUUGGCCCACCGUUAUUGCAAUGGGCAAGGACACAACGUCCCAUGCAACUAUUUCAAAGCUAAGAGAAGUCUUCAUGAAUACUGGUGUACCCAACGUUUUCUGGUGUGAUGGAGGAUCACAAUUUACGUCAUCUUCUUUUAAGGAGUUUGCACGAAACUGGCAAAUAAAUAUCCAUUACAGUUCGCCGUAUCAUCAGCAAUCAAACGGAAAGGCGGAAGCAACAGUGAAAUCCAUGAAGAAGAUCAUAGAAUCAGUCUCACGAGAGAGACGUACACCUGAUAGCGACCUACUCGCUAAAGCACUGCUUCACUACAAAAACACCCCAUCUAGAAAGGAUGGACUUUCCCCGGCAGUGAAGUUAUUCGGUACACCGAUACAAGAUACUCUUCCUGCUUAUCAUCGAUCAUUUAAGCCUCAAUACUUAAAGACCAUCAACGACGCAGACAGAGAUCUUGCAAGGGGGAAAAGAUAUGAAAAGGAUUACUUCGACCUCCACACAAAGCAGUUAGCUGAAAUCAAAGUUGGAAACAACAUCAGCAUUUACAAUCACCACACUAAACGAUUUGACAUCUAUGGACAAGUGGUGGAAAUUGGUCCGAACAGAAGAUACCUCAUACGAACCCAAGGCGGUCGAAUUCUCGUACGUAAUCGACGGUAUAUUAGGAAGCGUACUCCCAGCUCCAUUGGAGUGCCUAAUGCCACGCCGACCCAUACUCCAAAGCGACCUGAAAGAGUCGCGCGAAAGCCAGCGAGAUAUAACGACUUUGUAUAG